CUUCUUCAAUCAUCAUCACAUCACCGAUCCGACCAAAAGCUGUCAGGCUAAUUCUCUCCCUGCGCGAAUCCGACAAUGGCUUGACGAGGUCCGGCCCCGACCCGACCCGACCAUGGCUCGGCGGAGCCACACCACCGACCUCGGCUGCAUCGCCUGCGACGACCUCGCCGACGUCGGCGCCGGCAAGGAGGGCUGGCUCGCCGACAACCCCAACCUCCUCUGCGCGCUCGACACCCACGCCCUCGCCCUCGCCGACCGCUCCGUCGUCCUCGUCAUCGGGUGGUCCGACCCCGAUUCCCCCCGGAUCAAGAUCCGGCCGGAGCUCUCCCCGAUCCACGCCGAGUUCAUCAGCGCCGUCGAGUGGCUGGUCUUCGACGAGAUCCGGGUCGUCGCCGUCGGCACCUCGCGCGGCCACCUGCUGAUCUACUCGCUGAACGGCGAUUUGAUCCACAAGCAGAUAAUACAUACUGCCCGGAUAUUAAGAUUGAGAGUUCGGGGAACUAAGAAAGACCUGACGACAGACACUUGUGCAGAGGAGGUUUGUGCUAUAAUGCCAGGUGUUAUCGCUCGUUUUGAUGGAUCUGAUAUACAGAGCAUGCUGUCUAGAUGGUCUCAAGAAACAAAUUCUAAGUUUUGGGAUGAAAUGGAAAGACGAAAGUCUGGUUUUCCGGGAAGCACUUUUGAACAAUUACCCUACCAGUUAUGGAAUGUCAACAAGUACGGUGCAUGUGCUGAUGCAGCAAUCACUGGGAUAAUGCCCCCUCCUUUGAUGGAAGUUCAGUCAAGUCAAAGGUAUUACCGUGCAAUUACCAUUGGUGAGGAUGCCGUAAUUUCAGCAUUCAGACUUUCAGAAGAUAGAAAUAGAUCCAUAGUUGGAGCAAUUCUCUCAAAGGUUGUGCCUGCGACAUUUUCAACAAUAGCUUCUUUCUCCAAAAUGAUAUGGCGAAGUGACCAAGCGUCAAUGCAAAAAUCAGAAGUGAAACCUCAAUCGUUUGCCCGAGCUUCUCCAUUGACAUGUUUGAAGGAUCAUCCUAGGAAGGGUGAAAAACUCACAUUAUCUCCCAGUGGUACACUGGCUGCAAUAACAGAUUCACUUGGCCGUGUUUUGCUAUUAGAUACUCAGGCCCUGGUGGUAGUGCGUCUGUGGAAGGGAUACCGUGAUGCUAGCUGUCUGUUCAUGGAGAUGCUAGUGAACAAUAGUUUGUCUUCAAGUUCCUCUCACUACGAAGCAACUAAGAGUGACUACUGCCUCUGCCUUGCUAUACAUGCACCUAGAAAAGGAAUCAUUGAGGUGUGGCAGAUGAGAACCGGACCUCGUCUUCUGGCUAUUUCAUGUGCCAAAGGAAGCAAAAUGCUGCAGCCCACUUACAGAUUUGGAACGUCAGUUUCGUCUCCAUAUGUCCCAUUGGAAGUUUUCCUGUUAAAUGGUGAUUCAGGUCAAAUCUCAGUUAUCAAUAGAUAUUCACAGCUAAAACUUUGAUUUUAGCGGACUAUUCUUGUUUCCUCUAAACUAAAGAAACGCAUAAUUGUAUUCUCACUGCUUGUGUCAAGAAAUAUAUCCCUCCCGUUUUUUUUUUCCUUUC
Messenger RNA from Eucalyptus grandis, 1583 nucleotides. RefSeq names its product rab3 GTPase-activating protein non-catalytic subunit. Gene Ontology annotation, biological process: regulation of GTPase activity. The record is from RefSeq and is a predicted model, not a curated record. NCBI's taxonomy places the organism in Eukaryota, Viridiplantae, Streptophyta, Magnoliopsida, Myrtales, Myrtaceae. The transcript has 8 exons. Gene Ontology annotation, molecular function: protein binding. Bases 113 to 1480 code for a protein of 455 amino acids.